Messenger RNA from Ectocarpus siliculosus, 2190 nucleotides. The record is from the annotation of a GenBank genome assembly. NCBI's taxonomy places the organism in Eukaryota, Phaeophyceae, Ectocarpales, Ectocarpaceae.
AUGGAGCGCCCUGCCCUGUUUGUUGGCGACGCUGAGGAAGGGGAGGCAACCCUCAAAGAAUCUGAGACUCUUUACAUGCCGUCGACUGAGCCCGUGCCGGCUUGUCCGGAGUACUUGCUGCCGAGCGAGGAAUGGGAGCUGGAGGUGCUUUCCACCUUCGUCGACCUGCGGCAGUACAUGCGGCGGUGGAAGGCGACGGCGGCGGUAAGCCCGGCGGAAAGAGAGCCCGUGCCGGCGCUGAAAGACAGCACCGGCUGGCACAUCUUCUGCCUCGGGUACGCGGAUCAGGAGGAGGAGGACGACGAAGAGGUGGUGGAGUCAGCCGUGAGCGGCGGCGGCGGCUCGAGGGAUCCCCGUAGGGACGAUGACGCCCAGAGCACCUACUGCACGGCACCAGUCGAGAGCAGCGCCAUGUUCGACAUGUUCUCGGCCACUCUCGGGAAGGCAACCGCAGAGGAGGAAAGGGAACAGGGACGAGACGGCAAACCUCGAUCCCCCUCCUCGGCGACAACGGCAACGGCGGUACCCACAGUGGCAUCCGCAUCUACGACGGCCUCGGGGGACGCGCAGAUUGGACAAACGGAGAGGCGCACGGGGAGGGAGUGGCUGCGGACGCACCCCCACGGAACCCCCCCUACGAUGCGACUAGCCAUGCAGUUCGAUCAGGUCUUGACGCAAAAGGUCCUGGCCUUUCACGCUGAUUGGCUACGGGACCACCUCCUCUCGAGAGCAAGAGCCGUGUGGAUCUACACCCUGCUGGCGUGCCUCGAGAAACCCUUAGGAAGCGAGACGGCGGCGUUGGUGAGGGAGAUUCUCCGGAGAUGUUGCUCGCAACGAGCAGAAGUGGAGUCGCCGCUAGACGACAACUUGCCCGCGCUCAACAUCAUCACGGCCAUCACUGGCAGAUUUUUCCAGCAGGCGGAAGUGGCAUGAUAAUAGACCUAUGCCAAGCCGAAAAAUCCACGAACCGGAACGGGAGCGAAAAACGUGGUGCAAGUACGAACCGACAAGCAGCCCAACGCUUGGCGGGUUACGCCGCUGGGCGAUUCAACACGGUCAACAGCAGUACCAGCACCAGUCAGUACUGAAAUCUUGUGUCUGCUCUUGUGUGUGCUAUGGUCCCAUUUGACGCCGGCUCGUUUGGGUGUGUUUUUCGACGCACCGGUCGGAGUCACGCGGGAGGGGAGGCCACACAGACAGGAUUUUUGAAACUUUCAUUUCCAGCUGGGCUAUUUGAGUGACGUGCGGGUCAUCCGCCAACGCUUGGGUGGUUGGUAGCUGGUAGUAAGCAGCAUGUGUUCCGAAUCCAAGAACUGGGGGUAGGCAUGAUCUCGUGUGUGCAGCAUUAGGCUAGUGCUUUUUGACCAACAUUGGAAGUCGUGUGCACCAUUCAGCAGGGCGCAAGCGGCGAAUUCCUUCGAAAAGGGUUGUACUGUACCUUGAUAAUCUUUUUUGGAGGAGUCGCGUGCAUGUACCAUUUCAGCAGGGUGCAAGCAGCAGCGAGUCCCUUCACAAUGUUUCCUGUUUCAUUUUUCGCAAGUCGUUAAGAGAGCGUUCUGUGACGUUGGAUGUGGUCGAUGAAUCCUAGAGGGUAGGAUAAGGUAGUAAAUGUGUUGUGCUAGCCCGUAGGGUGAUGACGACAUUUGCAGGCUUUUUUUGCCGGGUGUUUUUGUCCUGUGUACCCCUAGAUGGAUAAGGAUUUUUUCAAGCAAGUUCGCAAGCGUUGUGGCUUAGAAGCCUCUCAAGGCUCGAUGCGUAUCUGGUGAACCGCGGGAAAUGGCAUUUCCGAUCCGAAGUAAUUUUUUGCAGGUUGUUUUCCUUAUAUAUCUAACAAUCAAAGGGGAAGGGUCGAGUGACCUCUCCCCUUCAUUUGCUUUGUACGCGUGUGUGUUGCUAAUAUUUAGUAGCCACGGGAACUCUUUCCUGUUUUGCCUUUUAGAGACUACUGCCUGUAGAGAGAACAGGGAGAACAGGAGGUAGUCGUGGCGCAUGAUACUGCUGUUGCUGUCAGGACGUGACAAGACAGGUAGGUGUGGUUUGGGCCGUUUAGUUGCUUCUCUUCCAUUCGAGGCAACGACGUUGUCUUGGCUUCGCCUAGUCUUAUCUCGUUCGGCACGGGGUAGCAAGAGGGGUUGAGACGCGGGCAGAUACAAAUGUCCUUGAUAAUGAAAACCUAAAUAGAUUUGUCUC